This is a messenger RNA of Eruca vesicaria subsp. sativa (arugula), 1978 nucleotides long. Lineage: Eukaryota; Viridiplantae; Streptophyta; Magnoliopsida; Brassicales; Brassicaceae. The record is from the annotation of a GenBank genome assembly.
AAUGUCUCUCCUCCUGCGAACUCUCCCUCUCCGACCUUCUCUUCUCCUCUCCGCCACCGCCAACUCCGCCCUUCUCUUCCUCUUACCCAAACUGAGAAACCCACUUCCCAGAACCCGAAGAACCUUCUCCAAUUCCAUCGCCGCAGCUACAUCAAUCGACGCCGUUUUAAAACCGCCUCCUCCUUCUGUUCUCAGGUGGGUAUCACGAAAAGAGCUUUGCGGUGAGUUAUCAGUUGAAGAUGUUGGAAAAAGAGUCCACCUUUGCGGGUGGGUCGCCCUCCACCGAGUCCAUGGAGGUCUCACUUUCCUUAACCUUAGAGAUCAUACCGGCAUUGUCCAGGUUAGGACGCUUCCGGAUGAGUUUCCUGAGGCGCACGGCUUGAUCAAUGACAUGAGGCUUGAGUACGUUGUUUCCGUGGAAGGUACGGUUCGUGCUAGACCUGAUGAGUCUAUCAACAAGAAAAUGAAAACUGGAGCCGUUGAGGUAGUUGCGGAGCAUGUUGAAAUAUUGAACCCUGUGAGGUCAAAGCUUCCCUUCCUUGUUACUACUUCUGACGAGACAAAAGAUUCAAUUAAAGAAGAUAUUCGCUUAAGGUUUCGAUGUCUUGAUCUACGCCGUCACCAGAUGAAGAAUAAUAUUGUUCUUCGCCAUAAUCUGGUGAAGCUGAUUAGGAGGUAUCUAGAAGACAUGCAUGGGUUUAUCGAGAUUGAAACUCCAAUACUCUCUCGAUCUACUCCAGAAGGCGCUCGAGAUUAUUUGGUUCCCUCAAGAAUUCAGUCAGGAACAUUUUAUGCUUUGCCACAAAGUCCUCAGCUCUUCAAACAAAUGUUGAUGGUCUCUGGUUUUGACAAAUAUUACCAGAUAGCAAGAUGUUUUAGAGAUGAAGAUCUAAGAGCUGAUAGGCAACCUGAAUUCACUCAGCUUGAUAUGGAAAUGGCUUUCAUGCCUAUGGAGGACAUGCUGAAGCUUAAUGAAGAUCUUAUUCGUAAGGUCUUUGCAGAGAUCAAAGGUAUCCAGCUACCUGAUCCAUUCCCAAGACUGACGUAUGCUGAUGCAAUGGAUCGAUAUGGGUCAGAUAGACCGGAUACAAGAUUUGAUCUUCAGUUGAAAGACGUGUCAAACAUUUUCACAGAUUCUUCGUUCAGGGUUUUCACGGAGACCCUUGAAAGUGGUGGAAUCAUUAAAGUAUUAUGUGUGCCUUUGGGUGCUAAAAAGUAUUCAAACUCAGCUCUCAAAAAAGGUGAGGUUUACGGUGAAGCAAUGAAAUCUGGAGCAAAGGGUCUGCCUUUCUUGAAGGUCCUGGAUAAUGGCGAGGUCGAGGGAAUUGCAGCAUUAGUGUCUAGUUUAGACUCGGAGGGUAAAGCAAACUUGGUGAGACAAUGUGAAGCAAAGCCUGGUGAUCUUAUUUUAUUUGGAGUGGGUCCUGUUACUUCUGUUAAUAAAACCCUAGACAGGUUAAGACUCUUUGUCGCCCAUGACAUGGAUUUGAUUGAUCAUUCCAAGCACUCCAUUCUGUGGGUAACAGACUUCCCAAUGUUUGAGUGGAAUGAACCAGAGCAUAGGCUUGAGGCAUUACAUCAUCCCUUCACAGCUCCUAGGCCUGAAGAUAUGGAUGACUUACCUUCUGCACGAGCUCUCGCUUAUGACAUGGUCUACAAUGGGGUAGAGAUUGGUGGAGGAAGUUUAAGGAUAUAUAAGCGAAAUGUCCAAGAAAAGGUUUUGGAGAUCAUUGGCAUCUCAGCUGAAGAAGCUGAAGCAAAGUUUGGCUAUCUUCUGGAGGCUCUUGACAUGGGUGCUCCUCCUCAUGGUGGAAUUGCUUAUGGAUUGGAUAGGAUGGUGAUGAUGCUGGCAGGUGCGAGUUCCAUAAGGGAUGUAAUAGCUUUCCCAAAGACAACAACGGCGCAGUGUGCUUUAACCAGAACUCCCUCGGAAGUAGAUCCAAAACAGCUCCAAGAUCUUUCCAUCCGCACCAAAUAG